Molecule: messenger RNA, 1551 nt
Organism: Neoarthrinium moseri
Lineage: Eukaryota; Fungi; Ascomycota; Sordariomycetes; Amphisphaeriales; Apiosporaceae
Exons: 7
Coding region: 1-1551 (516 amino acids)
Biological process (GO): carbohydrate transport; transmembrane transport
Cellular component (GO): membrane
Molecular function (GO): carbohydrate:proton symporter activity
Source: RefSeq, a predicted model, not a curated record
AUGAAAAGAUCCGCAACAGGGACCUGGAUUCCUGCCUGGGUGCCAGAGUCUACGACAACUCUGGCAGGUCUUCUGAUGGUGUGCUCGGUUGUGAACUCCUGCACCAAUGGCUAUGACGGAUCGAUGCUAAAUGGAUUGAAUAUAUUGCCAUCCUACCAGGACUUUUUCAAUCUCAAUGAGGUUACGACGGGUCUGAACACAGCUUCAGUGUUCAUUGGUGGCUGUCUUGGGCCCUUGGUCGCUGGUCUCAUUGCUGAUCGGCUCGGGCGUCGUCCGGCAAUCUUUUGGGGCGCUGUCAUCACUCUUAUUGGCGUUCUACUCCAAACCGCGGCAAAUGGGAUCGCUAUGUUUGUUGUCGCUCGUGUCCUCUUGGGUUUUGGCGUGGCCCUAUCUGGAAUUGCUGGGAGCGUAUAUCUCUCUGAGACAUUCCCGAGCAGAUGGAGAGCGUGGGGUGUUGGUCUCUUGAACGAUUUCUACUAUGUCGGUGCCCUCAUUGCGGCUGGGAUCACACUUGGGACCGGUCAAUGGCAGUCAAACUGGGCAUGGAGGGCUCCUUCUUUGGUGCAAGGAGUCUUCUCUCUGCUGUGCAUCCUUAUCUUGCCCUUCAUCCCUGAAUCUCCACGUUGGUUGGUGCACGAAGGUUUCUACGAGGAGGCCCGUAUUGUUGUUGCCCAGACAAAUUCGAACGGAAAUGUGUCCCAUCCAGUGGCAAUGACGGUUUACAAAGAGAUCAUUGACACACUCGAAUGGGAGAAAAGCGACGGAAAGACCAUGAGCCCAAGAGAAAUAUUCAGAACCCCAAUUGCCAGAAAACGUUUACUUAUUGGGAUGUCGGCAGGUCCAUUCUCCUGUGUAGCAGGGAAUAUUAUUGCCUCCUACUAUCUUGGGGCUGAGCUCACAACCGCUGGUGUGGUGGAACCCAAUGACCAGUUAAAAGCCAACGUUGUCCUGAACGUGUGGUGCCUUGCUUGUUGUCUCGUUGGGACUCACUUAACAGCUAGAAUGGGCCGCAAACCGACAGCACUAAUCAGCCAGAUGCUCCUGGUGAUCUGUCUUUAUAUUAUCGGCGGUCUCUCUAAGAUGUAUUCCGAUGACCCAGGUGGUGCCUCCACAAGCUUGAUCUAUGGUGAUGUUGCAGUGAUGUUUCUCUUCCAAGGUUUCUACUCCAUUGCUUGGACGCCGCUGUUGUUCAUAUAUCCACCAGAGGUUAUGAACUACUCGAUUCGCGCAAACGGAGUGGCAAUGUCACAGCUCGGACUCAACACACUCGCCUUACUUUUGGUUUUUGUGAUGCCGAUUGGUAUCAACAAUAUCGGCUGGAAGAUGUACAUCAUCAACGCUUCGUGGGACAUCAUCGUAGCUGUACUCAUUGCACUUUUUUGGGUUGAGACCAAGGACAGAACAUUAGAAGAAAUUGAUGCGCUCUUCGAGGGGCAGAAACAUUCUUCGGUGCCGGAUGUCGAACGAGUUCGGAAGGGGGAAGAAACAAUCAACAUUGAUGAGGUCGCGAAACAACUAGACACGAGUGGGAAGGCCGUAAAGGUCUUAUAA